This is a messenger RNA of Zalophus californianus (California sea lion), 5631 nucleotides long. It is a transcript of the gene MEF2D, whose product is annotated as myocyte enhancer factor 2D. The record is from RefSeq and is a predicted model, not a curated record. Gene Ontology annotation, biological process: cell differentiation; positive regulation of transcription by RNA polymerase II. Gene Ontology annotation, molecular function: DNA-binding transcription factor activity, RNA polymerase II-specific; RNA polymerase II cis-regulatory region sequence-specific DNA binding; histone deacetylase binding. The transcript is spliced from 12 exons. The coding region runs from base 448 to 1998 and encodes 516 amino acids. Lineage: Eukaryota; Metazoa; Chordata; Mammalia; Carnivora; Otariidae.
GCCUCGACUCCCGGGGGCUGGAGGAGUUACCUUUGGAGCCCGAAAGGAGGAAGGAAGCAAAAUAUCAACAACGCCGAGGCGUCUCGGGCGCUCGGCCCCGGUCCCCCCUGCCCGCCGCGCGCCUGCCCGCCCCCGCGCCCACGGCGGGGGCCCAGGCCCCCCGGCGCCGCCCAGGGCCCGCGCGGACGCCGGCCUCAUUUGUUAUUCCCCCCCGUCCGGAGCUGCGGCUGCCCGGUGUUGAAGAUCCCCCGGACCGGGGGCGAGGGCCACCCCUCCCAGCCGUGACACCCCCUUCCCCCAGCGGGGCCGGACGCUGUGCAGAAGGUGUCCUGCAGACCAUGAACUGAGCCCUGGUUCCAGGCUGUUCAUGAGCACAGUGUGAGGCGUGCCGAGACCUGCUACCCAGCAAUCCCCUCCCCUCCCUAGCACUGAGGAUCCCCAGAGAAGAUGGGGAGGAAAAAGAUUCAGAUCCAGCGAAUCACUGAUGAGCGGAACCGACAGGUGACAUUCACCAAGCGCAAGUUCGGACUGAUGAAGAAGGCGUACGAGCUGAGUGUGCUCUGUGACUGUGAGAUCGCGCUCAUCAUCUUCAACCACUCCAACAAGCUGUUCCAGUAUGCCAGCACCGACAUGGACAAGGUGCUGCUCAAGUACACGGAGUACAACGAGCCUCACGAGAGCCGCACCAAUGCCGACAUCAUCGAGGCGCUGCACAAGAAGCACAGGGAGUGUGAGAGCCCCGAGGUGGACGAGGUGUUUGCCCUGACCCCCCAGACGGAGGAGAAGUAUAAAAAGAUAGACGAGGAGUUUGAUAAAAUGAUGCAGAGUUAUAGACUGGCCUCAGCGGUGCCGGCCCCCAACUUUGCCAUGCCCGUCACGGUGCCCGUGUCCAGUCAGAGCUCACUGCCGUUCAGCAACCCCAGCGGCUCUCUGGUCACCCCUUCCCUGGUGACGUCAUCCCUCACGGACCCGCGGCUCCUGUCCCCCCAGCAGCCCGCACUGCAGAGGAACAGCGUGUCUCCGGGCCUGCCCCAGCGGCCGGCCAGUGCAGGGGCCAUGCUGGGGGGAGACCUCAACAGUGCUAAUGGAGCCUGCCCCAGCCCUGUCGGAAAUGGCUACGUCAGUGCCCGGGCUUCCCCUGGUCUCCUCCCUGUGACCAACGGCAACAGUCUCAACAAGGGCAUCCCUGCCAAGUCUCCGCCCCCGCCCACCCACAGCGCCCAGCUUGGAGCCCCCAGCCGCAAGCCCGACCUGAGGGUCAUCACUUCCCAGGGAGGAAAGGGGUUGAUGCAUCACUUGACUGAGGACCAUUUAGAUCUGAACAAUGCCCAGCGCCUUGGGGCCUCCCAGUCUACCCACUCACUCACCACGCCAGUGGUUUCCGUGGCAACACCGAGUUUACUCAGCCAGGGCCUCCCCUUCUCCUCCAUGCCCACUGCCUACAACACAGAUUACCAGCUGAGCAGUGCCGAGCUCUCCUCCCUCCCAACCUUCAGCUCGCCCGGGGGGCUGUCGCUAGGCAGUGUCACCGCCUGGCCUCAGCCUGCGCAGCCGCCCCAGCCCCAGCCGCCCCAGCCGCCCCAGCCGCCCCAGCCGCCGCCCCAGCCACCCCAGCCGCCCCAGCAGCCACCCCAGCCGCAGCCCCAUCUGGUCCCCGUGUCUCUCAGCAGCCUGAUCCCGGGCAGCCCUCUGCCCCACGUGGGGGCCGCCCUCACAGUCACCACCCACCCCCACAUCAGCAUCAAGUCGGAGCCGGUGUCCCCUAGCCGCGAGCGCAGCCCCGCGCCGCCCCCUCCAGCUGUGUUCCCGGCGGCCGCCCGCCCGGAGCCUGGCGACGGCCUCAGCAGCCCGGCCAGCAGCUCCUACGAGACCGGGGACCGGGACGACGGACGGGGGGACUUCGGGCCCACGCUGGGCCUGCUGCGCCCAGCCCAGGAGCCCGAGGCCGAGGGCCCCGCUGUGAAGAGGAUGCGGCUCGACACCUGGACAUUAAAGUGACGAUUCCCAGCCCCCUCCUCAGCCUCCCUGACGAAGAGUUGACAAUCUCACCGCCCACCCCUCCCAGCCCUGGGCUCCUCCCGCUCGACCCCCACUUCCUUUUGUGCUCCGUGUCCUGUUGACGGUUACAUUUGUGUAUAAUUAUUAUAUUAUUAUUAUUAUUAUUAUUAUAUUUUUUUUAAUUUGGAUUCUCGCUUUGGAGAGGAGGAUGCUCCUGUCCCCUCUUUCUGCACCCCCCCCGCCAUUUUACUGGCUGGGGGGGGGCUAUUUUUUGCGGGAAGGGGGGACACUUUGCACGUUGUACACAUAUGCUGCAGGAGGGGGUGGGGAGCCCGAUAGGCCUUUGGGACAGGACAGGUGCCGAGCCCUGCAUGCGGAGCCCUCCCACCCCAUCCCCCAGAUAGAGGGAGAUAACCAAAAAACCUACCAAACCACAAAAUCCCUUAUAAUAUACUGAAACCCCAAAGUCGGCCUGAUGGGUGGGUUUGUGUUUCAGGGGGCAAGAGAGCCCAGGUUCUGAAGAGUUUCUGUGUCUGGGCUAUUUCCUUUUGGCCACAGGCACAUGGGGUGAAAUGCCCAAGCCUGGCCCCCCAGUGCCCCUGCACACACACGACACUCUCACGGAUUCAUGUGUGAGCUGCACCCCCAAGGUGUGGGGGUGCCGGCCGAGCCUCUGGGCUGGGAAGGCUGCCUGGGAUUCGGAGGCUGGGGGCAGGGUUUGAGGUGGGGGCCCCUCGGAAGCACAUUUGGAAAGACGGAGAGCCAUGAGGAGGGGCCGAGAGCUGGGGUGAGGGGUGACUCGGGGCCCCCUUCCGUCCCUGGCAGUUUCUCUAAGAUGAACAGUGCAAUAGCUCCCCGUCCCUGGGCUGACACCGGCCCCCGAGAGCAGGCCACAAAGUGCAGGGAGGACGGGGAGGGGGGCAGCUCCAGUGAGGUGGCUCAGCAGGACCGGAGCCCCGGCAUCCAGGGGCAAGUGUGAGUGGGGGCUCUCUCUUCCUUGCACGGACACAUCCCCAAAGGAGGGACACUGGGGUGGCGUGAGGGUGGGAGGCCAGCCUGCCUCCUUUCGUCCUGGGCCCUCCCCAGCCCCCUCCCAGCUCCUCCCGCCCCGACCCCACCUCCCUGGUCGCCUACCUCCUGUCCCACCUACCCCCACCUCCCCCCCCCCCCCCCCCCCCCCCCCGCAGCCCACCUUCCCUCUUGGCUACUGUAACUGUAAAUAGCAACCUUUGGAAAACGUUAGCAGUGUAACAGUCCAGGAAACUGUUUUUUUUGUUGUCGUUGUAUUGAUAUGAAAUGAGAUUCUAUUUUUGUCAAAGUAUAUUGUAAUAAUAAUGACUCAAGCGGCCCGUACUGUACAGAUGAGACUCUUCUGCUGUUGUUCUUGCUCCCCGCCCCGCCCCUCUCUGCUGGGACCUCAGGCUGGACCCAGAUCAGACGGGAGGGGGCAGGCCCCCAGCCUGCCAUCCAGAGGGGGCUGGCCCGAGUGGGCAGGUGGCGUGUGCAGGCGGACAGGGGGUCUGCCCCGGUCCUACACCUGCACCCAGCUCCUCUGCCCCAGGGGCGCACCGCUCCCUGGGGGUGUCACCCCAGUAGGACAGUAGACAGUAGACAAGGCCCAGCUUUGCGGUCCUGCCUCUGUGACCCAGCCGCUUGCAGUAUUCCGACACUUGACGCAGGGAGGGAACCAGAAGCAGGAGCGUAUGUGACCACACGUGUACCUGAGCGUGUCCGUGAGGGCAUCCGGUAUCUGUGUGUGUAUGGUGGCGUGGACGUACUGGUGUGUGUCUCUGAGCCCAUCUGGGCCUAUCCACGGAUCUGUGUGAAUCGAGCUCCGAGGGCAUGUCCGUGUGUGCACGUGCCUGGUGUUUGCGGAGGGACAGUGGCCGCUGGGCUGCACAGCCCUGGCUCUCAGCUCCACGCCCCUCCUGCUUGGCCCCUGCCCCAGUCCACCCUCCGCUUUGACAGGUUUGGACCACAGUUGGGGGGGGGGAUCUGGCAGCUGCCCCCUUCGCCUCUCCCUGGGGCCCUGCUUCUCCUGGGCUCCACGCACAAGUGGCCACCCGGUCCCUGGUCCUUUGCACACACACGCAGCUGCCCUUCCUGCUCGUCCCCCACCCCAGUCCUGCUUUCAGGGUGACACUCAUGAUCCUCUUCCUUCUUGAAGCUUCUUCUUUGGGCCGUGAUCCUUCCUUACUCAGAGUUCAAGCCCCACCUGCUGAUUGGGCACACGGCAUGUCCCAACCUACUCCGUGGGUUCCUAGAGGGAGUUUGAAGAGUCGACAAGACUUGAUCAGGGCCUCAAAGUACACCAGGGUAUAGGCUUGCGCAUGCACGCGUCCCCAGAGCCUUGCCCGGUGUCUGGCACAUAGUUGGUGCACAGUAAAUGCCGAAUGGGUGAGCGAUAGGUGCUCAAUAAAACUCAAGUGACUGGCUUUCCCUUCUCAGGCUGUUCCGGGCAGCAGUCCGCCCACCUUUGGAAGCUGGGCUUGGCCGCCACUAGACACACGGUGGGGACGAGAGCCCCUGUGGUUCACGGUGCAAUAUUCACCAGUUUUGCCCUCUGCCUUGUAAUGGCAAACCUGGCUUUUGAUUACCGUGUGUGUGUGUGUGUGUGUGUGUGUGUGUGUCUUUCCUCUCUCUCCCUGGGGCAGGGGGUGGGUCUGUGAAUGAAUAUGUGACAUUUCUGCAAUUCAGUAUCCCAAGGUUUCUCUUGGGGGUAGGGGCUCCUGGCUGGCCAGACGCAUGGGUCCCUGGGAACCCAGACCUCAAGGGGGGGGCUUCAUUUCUUCCUCUCGCAAAGCCAAAUUUGCCUCCACCUACUCCUUCCUCCGAAGAACUGGGCGUUUGCCAAAGUAAUCACUGGAGUCACCCCGUGCCCCUCCCUCCCCCAGCCUUCCCACAGCUUCCAGGGACAGUGGGCAAGAGGACCCUCCCAUUCCACUGGGACGCACCGUUCCUCCCCUCCCCAGCAGUGCCCUCGAUGCAGCAAGACUGACCCCUGACCUUUACCCAGCCCUCCCCACCUUGGACAGGAAGGAAUUAAUGCACCUUCUCUUGAUGAUUAUUUAUUUGUUUGGAGAGACAGAAAUGAUGUAAAAGUGUAUCUAGAAAUAUCUAUAUCUAUAUAUUUUUAACUGACUCUUUGGAAUCCCCUGGGGUGGGGUGGGGGUGAAUUUAGGCUUUCGUAGAGGAGAGGAGACCUGGAGCCUGGGAACUCUUGUCCUCUCCUCUGCCACCUCUGUCCACCCCCUAAGCGAUGGUGGAAGCUGUGGGAUUUGUGUGGGGGCAGGGGCUCGAAUGUUCUAUGGAGAAUCUGGAUUCUCUUUGUCUUCCCCAUUCAAGUCCCAAAGGGAAGGGGGAGAGGGAGGGAGGCAUGGAGCUGCCCCCCCAAAACCCGACAAUCACCCACACUCCUGGGGCUGCUCCUGGGUCCUGGGCAGGGCGAGUCCAAGUGUGUGGCUGUUGAUUUGUUUUCAAUAUUUCUUUCCGUGCUGUAUGGUGAUGCUUUCUUAGUAUUCUACACAAUAAGGAGACAAAGUCCUCGGGAUUCUUAUGAGUUUUGUUUGAAAACUCUUUCACUAUAUUUGUUGUAAAGAGGUUUACUAUUAAAAAGAAUACACGUUUCUGAUA